Messenger RNA from Salvia hispanica, 578 nucleotides. Its product is annotated as large ribosomal subunit protein eL42. Gene Ontology annotation, biological process: translation. Gene Ontology annotation, cellular component: ribosome. Lineage: Eukaryota; Viridiplantae; Streptophyta; Magnoliopsida; Lamiales; Lamiaceae. The record is from RefSeq and is a predicted model, not a curated record. Gene Ontology annotation, molecular function: structural constituent of ribosome.
CCCAUAUUAAGCACCAUUUUAUAUCACUCUAAACCCUAAUUAUACUUCUUCGUUUGCAAACCGAAUUUCUGCAGAGAUCUACCUAGCUGUAAAUCAUGGUGAACGUUCCAAAGACCAAAAAGACUUACUGCAAGUCAAAGGAGUGCAAGAAGCACACCUUGCAUAAGGUCACCCAGUAUAAGAAGGGAAAGGACAGCUUAGCUGCUCAAGGGAAGAGGCGUUAUGAUCGCAAGCAGUCAGGCUAUGGUGGCCAGACCAAGCCCGUCUUCCACAAGAAGGCCAAAACAACCAAGAAGAUUGUGUUGAGGCUGCAGUGCCAGGGCUGCAAGCAUGUCUCCCAACACCCGAUCAAGAGGUGCAAGCAUUUCGAAAUCGGUGGGGACAAAAAGGGCAAGGGAACGUCCCUCUUCUAAUAUGGUAAAUGGAACCCUUGGAUUUGCUUUGUUAUGUGGGAUGAUUAUAGUGACAUUUUUGUGUUUUUGCUUAUAAUGUUUGGUGAAAUAUGAGACAUCUUGUAACUGACAUUGAUUAGUUUCCAAAUUUUAUUCUAUUAAGUAUUCAGCAUCAAUUUUCUUCAA